AUGAUGGCCAAACGUGAUUUUCCUACUGGAGGGUUUUUGGCAGAGCCUGUGCUUUCCCCAACCUCAAGUGGUGCUCAGAACGGAUCUCCAUUCUCAAAGAUGCUUACCUGCGGCUGCGUUAGGAGGAUUCUCAGACAGCCAUCAAGCUUUAUCCUUACCAUUGAGGAUGGGACGGGAUCAAUAGAGGCUAGGAAAUGGUUUGAUGCAUCUUCAUCUUCUGGAUUUCUUUCUUCCAAUAACGAAUAUGCCGCCGACAACGGCGACACCCAAGAAAGCGACCCGUCUGCAUUUCCAGACGAUCCAAAUGUCGCCGUCCUUUCAUCGGUCAAGUAG
Mitosporidium daphniae is the source of this 333-nucleotide messenger RNA. RefSeq lists its product as uncharacterized. Bases 1 to 333 code for a protein of 110 amino acids. The transcript is spliced from 2 exons. NCBI's taxonomy places the organism in Eukaryota, Fungi, Microsporidia. The record is from RefSeq and is a predicted model, not a curated record.